GCUUGGAUACUUGAAUAUCUGUAACUUCUGUACACUUCCGGUCAGUGUUUGAUGCCUGCUUGGAUCGUAACAGCUAACAAUAGUCUUAUUUAAUCCUAACUUUGCUAUUACAUGUAACUACUUGUUUACACUAAACUAGUCAUUCAAGUUAGCUUGGGAACUUAAGUCAUUCUCUCAAAAAAAUUGUAUCUCAUAAAUAUACUUUGUCAACAAAAAAACUUUAUUGGUGUUGUAUAUCGUAAUUUAUCAGCKUUUAUAUAGCUCUUAAUUGCACUAGCGUUAUUUUUAACCCGGCAUCCACAUUGCAAACAAAUUCACGUUAGUUGUUUUUCUCAUGCGCGCUUCAUGGUUGACAGUUCUGUUUAUAGUUUUACUUAUCGAGAAUAAAUAGACCUUUGUACCUUAGCAAAUAUUAACUCCGGUCGGAAUUGCUUGCGCAAUAGUUGCCUCAUCUGCUGGACAGUAUAGCUUUCAAUGGAUGAACAAGAUAUAACAGAUAUGAAACAACGACUGAAGUCCAUUCGUCGAUAUAAAAAGCGAAUGUGGAAAGGAAGGAAGAAAGAACGAAUCCGCAGAGAACGCGCUGAGCACUGUCAAUUGAAAAUACAGAGCAAAGACAGUAAACACGUGGCAAUCAAAGCUGUAUCUUCACAAACUACUGUAUCGAAUCAAAUGGACAUUCUUCCCGCUGAGCUGGAAGCAAAGAUAAAAAAUGCCUCUUCACAAACUACCCCACCGCAUCAAAGUAACAUUAUUCACGUUCCUGAGUCAAGGGGGAAAUCAUUGCUKAAGGCGGCCAUUGGAYSGAAUUCGAAAACAGAAAAAAGCAUUUCCSGYGAUAAAAKGGUACAUAAGCGUGCUGCCCAGUCACCAAAAGAUGAAAAUUCUUUGGCAGAGAAAAGGAAAAAACAAGCCCAUCAUGAACAAAGUGUCAGAGAGCUAGAUUCCAGUUUAUUAGUUCGAGAUAACGAUGAGCRGAUCUUAGKUAGUGGUACUUUUGGUAAAUGCUACGCAGCUAAGUAUCGUGACAUAUCUGUAACUGUCAAGGAGUACCAUGACCACCGUGAAAUGAAAAGCCUGGCAACUUUGAAAAAGUCGGCAUACAAAGAGGCUAAAAUGAUUCUGUCAUUACAUGAUCAUCCUGGUGUACCUCUGUUAUUUGGAUUAUGUUCAUUAACGAAGCCUGUAAGGCUUAUUUUACUGUUUCAUGGCGACAAAAACAAUAACACUAGCGAAACAAUUUAUAGUGCAACCAAAAACAAAACGCUGCUUGACGAAAAAUCGUGGCGUAACGUAUUGUGUCUGACUGCCAUAGCACUAAAUCAUGUUCACAACUGUGGUGUAAUUCACAAUGACUUAAAGGCAAACAAUGUUAUCUUGGAGCCAAACCUAAAUCCUGUUAUUAUUGAUUUUGGACAAAGCGUAAAAGCUAGUGAAGCAAAGCCCCGAAAGCAGUCCUUUCACAACAGAGAAUGGAAGGAUUCGUACAUUGCGCCUGAAGUACGUGACGGUACAGGAAAACCAUCCACAAGUAGCGAUAUUUUUUCCUUCGCAAAAAUGGUGCGUUUCGUCAGCAGUAGAUGCUGUUGUUACGCCUCGGAAAGUAUCGACAAAGCUAUUUCCAGCAAGCCUUCGGAAAGACCGAGCUUGGAUACUUUUAUAUCUGAGUAUUCAAUUGACUCACUGAAGCAAAAAUAGCUAUGUUCCAGAUAUGUUGGGCCGUAGAGAUCCAUAUUAAUACGUCAUAGAUAUUAUACAAUUUCGGCGUUUUACAGGCCCAAUCGCAUUGAUCAUUUGAUAGCAGUAAUAAGACUAAGAGCUCUGUACAGUAUGACGAUAAGGUAACCAAAUUGAAAACUUUGUGUUUUGUUGUUAAUGUUGUUUUUUUUUUUUGGCCUGCUCUUUUACUGUAACUUUAUUCGGUGUUGCCGUAAUAAAAGUUAUGAACUGAAACGAGCUCCUUCAUUUUUCAUUUUUAUUUUAACUUGUUUCUUUAAUCUUUUCUUUGCAACAUUCUGGAAACUGUUUCGCGAAAACUUUAUUUACAAAGGCAUCAAGCUCAGGAAAUCCUAUACGGUUCGCCUUAAAUAAAUGUAAUUCGUAGAACCACAUUCAAAUAAUGUCUGAACAUUGCCUGUCAACAAAUGCUCGUUAAUAAACAGAGUUUCCUACUAGAGUGGUACAGAGGUGUCGGCAUAGUGUUAAAAUAGGUAAAAAAAUAACAUAUGCAAAUUAGCUUAAGAUGGAAUAAGUCCAUCUUAACCUAAUUAGCAUAAAGUUUUUUAGCCGGCCUAAGCUUCUCAUGCUAAGUAAGAAGAUACUCAAAGGACUGGCGCGAACUGCCGGAAUUACUUUAGGGGGUCUUUUCAUAGGUUAACUUACCAUUACUCUUUUCGCUCUUGCAUCAUGAACACUCGAAGCGUGUCCYGACUUUACCAACGUGCCGCCGAGCAUGAGCUAAAACAACACAUCAACUUUUCUCAUCAAAGCUAUCGACACUCCCGUUACCAACGUCUUCGAUUGGCUCACUUCUUUCUCGAUUGCAUGGACCUCGUUUGUGGUAUUCACGUGACUCCUGAAGUCAUGAGCCCUACCGUUUACAAGUACCUACUAGCACAGCAAAAGUCAACGAUCGUCAAAACAAAGAAGACAGAGAAUACUACAGCGAUCUCGUCACGAUGACCAUGCAAGCCUCCAACAACUCCUACUGGGGACGUAGCGAAUUCAAAAGAAAAGACAAGUUUAUAUUUCCUGAAGGGCUUCUGCGCCAUUCAUUUUUAAAGUUACUUCGAAGCCUCAACAUUGAUCAAGUUCAACCUUGGUACAAGGAGCCAUGGUACAACAAGAAGUCAACACCCGCAUCAUGAACUUUAUCUACCAACGUCUACACGAUUACGAAUUAGAUCACCUUCCUUUUCAACCGUCACCCCAUUUUACCCGCCGUCAACAAAUCUUGAUGACUCUUUUACUGCUUGAUUGUCUCGAUUAUAUUCUUGGAAAACAGCCACCACCUCACCGUCUAGGCUACUUUAGAAAUGGCGUUCACAACGGAUGGUAUGCAGAAAUGGGGGAUGAUUACCACGCAACCUUUAGCGACAAAAAACAAAAAAACAAUCAUCGUAACAAACUCCUUAACGCCCUUUGCUGUAUUCUCGCUGGACGCUUCCCCAUCCUCAUCGAACUUUUCCCCACGUGGUUAAUGUGUUUUGAAUUUAACUGCCUCGCUUGGCAAGCUGAUAUCAAAACCAGGGCAAUCUUCAGCCGAAGCACAACUAAACCCAAGUCCAAAUUUUACCUCUACUGUUGCCGCCACUAAUUAUGGAAGAAGCCCUCAUUAACAGUAAUGAAUUUCAGUACAAAGCAUUUUACAAGGCGCCCACUUGUAAAUGUGAACGUACUUCACAUUAUUACUUCACCAAAAAAGGCGGGACGUGUGACUGUACUACAUUAGAAGACGCGCGCAAACACGCCGACACCGUUGUCUUUGUCUGUCGUCAACUCACCCCCACGUGGUGUACCUUUCGAUGUGAGAUUAACGAAAGUCAAUUCAGCAACGAUGAGUGGCAUGAAUUGUGGUUGUUCAAACAAAAGCAAGAAAGGCUUUGCUUCCGUGGGUAUCAAAUUUCCAGUGCUCGUGACUCCGCCUCCAUCCACUACUGCGAUCGCGAUUGGGUAGAAAUGAGUCUCAAGCACCACCCCACACUUACCGACACUAUCAUAAACAUAGAACCUCCAAAUCCUCAAAUCACUUCGCUCCCAAAAUCCAUCGUGUAAAGAAAGUCGUCUGUGUAUCAUGAGUACUCUACAACAAGAACCAACAGCAACACCGCCGCCAUGUUUUUGUGGCGCUCCUUUCAAAAGCUUUACUUCUCAAAAAAAGGAAGCCUAUUGGAAAUGUGGAGUGACGGUUGACUACAAGGGUAUCUUCGAAGAACUCAAGUCCGCCAAAGGAAAAGGCGCCAAAGCCAAAAGGGAACAUGUGUGCAACCAUGCCUCCCUUGGGUGCAAACUCAACAUCAAACAAGAAGACUACGGACACAUCCACCCCUACCUUUUUACCAUUGGUCCCAAGUGCCACCCCAAGUGYGAGGAACAUAAUCUCUUUGCCAAGUUAAACGUCAGCCAUUCUGAAAACAACUACAACCGCGCCUUCUUCACGUGUUGUGUUAACUACCCUGACAUCUCCUGCUCGUAUUUUGCCUGGUGUGAUGAAAUCAUUCCUGACCAACAACAAGAACAAGAGCAAGAGCAAUCUUCUCCUGAACAGUACCAUUACCAACUCCACGAACCCCCCGCCAAGCGUCCACGUGAUCAACUGGAAUGGACUGGUGGUCCCCCAACCAACUCCAAGUUUCAAUUUCCUCCUGCACCACCACCCAAGUUCCAAUUUCUUCCACCACCACCUCUCUUCCCCAAUGGCAAACCUCCUUACCCUAAAGACACUAGACCCAAGGUCAUGUACCCAGGCUAUAACCCCGGUUUAUUUUAGAAACAAUGUAUUAGUUUUUUGCGAAAUAAAAUCAUUGAUGUAACCUAA
Molecule: messenger RNA, 4537 nt
Organism: Actinia tenebrosa (Australian red waratah sea anemone)
Lineage: Eukaryota; Metazoa; Cnidaria; Anthozoa; Actiniaria; Actiniidae
Biological process (GO): protein phosphorylation
Molecular function (GO): protein serine/threonine kinase activity; ATP binding
Source: RefSeq, a predicted model, not a curated record